CAUGGGUGAGCAGAGUGGUGGCAGUGAUGGAAAGCAAUGCUGUUUAGAAAAAAACACGCCUUGAAAAGGUUGGAAGGCUUAAUCAAAAGGAAAUGGAUGUGAUCACAUUUGGUGUUAUAAUCGCCAUAAUCUUGCUUUUUUUUUGCGCCGUUUGCUUCAUCACCAUCGAGGGCACCUGCAAGCGCCGUCCUUCCUAAACCUUUACAUCCAAACACGCCCUUGCUGAAGCUCCUUUUAACUCUUUUUUCUGUCCUUUCUUUUUUAUUCUAUUUUUUAUUUUUCCGCAAGGAAAUUAGGGUUUCUGCUACGAAAAAUUGGAAAUGGGGUUUUUGAAGUGGCAGAUCUCGGUAGUGUUGGUUGUCGGAUUUGGGUUGAAUCUGUGCUUUGGGCACGAGGGUCACCAUUCUGGAUCCUGUGCAUCUGCGGUCCAUGAGUCUCAUGCUCACCACCACUGCGAUCACGGAAGCCAUUCCCAUCAUCAUCAUCAUCAUCAUCAUCAUAGUCCAAGUGAGGAGAAGCUUACUAUGUCCAAGCUCCCGGAGGAAUUGGCUGAGGAGGAGGAUCUGAAGUUGUACGGGCUCGGGUCCCACUACAACCACCAUGACAGCCAUGAUCAUGAUCGUGAUGCUCACGACCAUGGGCUCUCUGGUGUUGGUUUGUGGGUUCAUGCAAUGGGCUGCUCACUGUUGGUGAGCAUGGCUUCCCUUAUUUGCCUCAUUAUUUUGCCAGUAAUAUUCAUACAAGGAAAACCAUCCAAGGCAGUUGUUGAUUCAUUGGCUGUAUUUGGGGCAGGAGCCAUGUUAGGGGAUGCUUUUCUUCACCAGUUGCCACAUGCUUUUGGUGGCGAACAUUCCCAUUCACAUGAUGAGCAUGCUCAUCAUCAUGGACAUGAGCAUUCACAUUCACAUUCUCUGAAAGAUCUUUCUGUUGGAUUAUCUGUUCUUGGUGGAAUUGUACUUUUUCUUCUUGUGGAGAAGCUUGUGAGGUAUGUUGAAGGUAUAUCUGGUGGAGCUAAUAGUGCAUGGAGUCAUGGUCAUCACCACCAUCAUCGUAAGAAUGGUAAAAAGAUGAAGGAUGAUAAUGAUGCUUGUGACAAUCAGCAGUCUGAGUCUCUCAGUGAAAAGAAUCAGAGUACAUUGACUCCAGAAUCUGUUGACUGUUUAACUGGAGAAAAACAAACUGAACAUGAAUCUCUUCUUCGGAAGAGAAAUAGUAUUUCUGGUUUGAGAGAAGAUAAAUCAGAUUCAGAUGCUGGAAAUGGCUCCACCAAUGAUAUUAAGUCCUUAAAGGAAAAAGAACCUGCUCAAUCACCAUCAAAUCUUGUGUUUGGCUAUCUUAAUCUCUUUUCUGAUGGUGUUCACAAUUUUACUGAUGGGAUGGCUUUGGGAAGUGCUUUCUUGCUAUAUGGUUCUGUUGGUGGGUGGUCUCGAACUGUAUUUUUGCUUGCUCAUGAGCUCCCUCAAGAGGUUGGUGACUUUGGAAUUCUGGUAAGAUCUGGCUUCAGUGUCUCAAAGGCCCUCUUCUUCAACUUCCUCUCAGCUCUAGUUGCACUUGUUGGAACUGCUUUGGCUUUGCUCCUUGGACAAGAUCCGGGACAGUCAUCAUUGAUUGAGGGAUUUACAGCUGGUGGAUUUAUCUACAUUGCAGUUGCUGGAGUGCUACCAGAAAUGAACAAUGGAAACUCAACAUUGAAGGGCACAUUUAUCCAAUUAACCUCGCUGAUAUUGGGCAUGGCUGUUGCCCUUUGUAUUUCCCUUGUAGAAUGAAAGUGCAUUUCGAUUCUGUAACUAUGUUGAUGUUAAAUGUGAUGUGACUAUGUUAACUUUCUGUCUCAUAAACUUUCCAGUUAUGUGCAUUUCCAUUCCGUA
Messenger RNA from Vitis riparia (riverbank grape), 1868 nucleotides. RefSeq names its product IAA-alanine resistance protein 1. The record is from RefSeq and is a predicted model, not a curated record. NCBI's taxonomy places the organism in Eukaryota, Viridiplantae, Streptophyta, Magnoliopsida, Vitales, Vitaceae. The transcript is spliced from 11 exons. Bases 321 to 1766 code for a protein of 481 amino acids. Gene Ontology annotation, biological process: zinc ion transmembrane transport; intracellular zinc ion homeostasis. Gene Ontology annotation, cellular component: membrane. Gene Ontology annotation, molecular function: zinc ion transmembrane transporter activity.